ACCGCUAGGUCGGAGGGCUUUCCGGCGAUGGAGGCUCUCAAGAUCGUGUCGCUGGCGCUCGCAUUGUCGGCGCUGUGGAUCUCCCCCGCCGCCGCGAAGAAGCAGGAGAAGAAUCUCGAGGAGAUCACGCACAAGGUGUUCUUCGAUGUGGAGAUCGGCGGCAAGCCGGCGGGGCGCGUCGUCAUGGGGCUCUACGGCAAGGCGGUGCCCAAGACAGCGGAGAAUUUCCGGGCGCUGUGCACGGGCGAGAAAGGUACUGGAUCGCAGGGCAAGGCGCUCCACUUCAAGGGCUCCGCGUUCCAUCGGAUCAUCCCCAGCUUCAUGAUCCAGGGGGGCGAUUUCACGCACGGCAAUGGCAUGGGCGGGGAGUCGAUCUACGGCACCAAGUUCGCGGACGAGAAUUUCAAGCUCAAGCACACGGGGCCGGGGGUUCUGUCCAUGGCCAACGCCGGAUCCAACACGAAUGGAUCCCAGUUCUUCAUCACCACCGUCAAGACGAGCUGGCUCGACGGCAAGCACGUCGUGUUUGGCAAGGUGAUUAGCGGCAUGGACAUUGUCUACAAGGUCGAGGCGGAGGGGUCGCAAAGCGGCGCCCCCAAAUCCAAAGUCACCAUAGCCGACAGUGGCGAGCUUCCACUGUGAUAAGCUCUUCUCUUCUUUGAUAUAAAAAUUGGGAAUCAUCCCUCGAAUGUUUUGUAAGAUUUAUUAGUAACUAUUAAUUCAUGUUUAACAUUUUAAGUUGUGUU
This is a messenger RNA of Selaginella moellendorffii, 746 nucleotides long. RefSeq names its product peptidyl-prolyl cis-trans isomerase CYP20-1. NCBI's taxonomy places the organism in Eukaryota, Viridiplantae, Streptophyta, Lycopodiopsida, Selaginellales, Selaginellaceae. Gene Ontology annotation, molecular function: peptidyl-prolyl cis-trans isomerase activity. Gene Ontology annotation, biological process: protein folding; protein peptidyl-prolyl isomerization. Bases 28 to 642 code for a protein of 204 amino acids. Gene Ontology annotation, cellular component: intracellular membrane-bounded organelle. The record is from RefSeq and is a predicted model, not a curated record. The transcript has a single exon.